CUGGAAGAGCCGACAAAGUUUAGUUUGGAUGGACUCACGGAAAGAUCAUACAUGGGCUUUUCGCAGGGGGACGUUUACGGUUCGGGAUAAUGUAACCAAAGGACGUUCGGCGUGUUUGGAUGUUCCAUAAAAACAAACCUCCAUGUGCCGCUACUUCUGUGCUUGGCCUACCCAGGACACACCCAGCACUCACUUCAACACAGGAACUGAAUGAUCCACAAGACGGGUCGUCGUGGCUCCUGGAUCCUUUUGGAGAAGAGCCAAUUGUGAGAGUCCAAGUCAGGAGAUAACCUCCAAGCAGUGAUGGCUGACUCCGCAGAGGACUAUGGAAACUACAGCUACGACUACUACAUGGAGUACGGUGACAUGGAAGAACUUAAAGUCGACCACAAGCAGAGAGAAGCGAUACACAUUAUCUCAGUGGUCAUCUAUGUGGUUUCCUUUGUGCUGGGCCUCAUCGGAAACGGAACUGUCCUUUGGGUGACGGGAUGCAAGAGCAAAAGGACCGUGAACAGCGUUUGGUUGCUCAAUCUGGCACUGGCCGACUUUGUCUUUGUGCUCUUCCUGCCCUUCUACAUCGAUUACAUCCUGCGGGACUUCCACUGGGACUUUGGUGUGGCUAUAUGUAAGAUUAACUCCUUUGUGUCGGUGAUGAACAUGUACGCGAGCGUUCUGUUCCUGACCGUGCUCAGCAUUGACAGAUACGUAUCGCUUGUCCAUCACAACUGGUCUCAGAGGUAUCGGACCGUAGCGAGAGCCUGGCUCGUAAGUGUUUGUGUAUGGGUCACGGCCGCCGUCAUGAGCUGCCCGGCGCUCAUCUUUCGGGAUACGGUGCGCUUACAGAACAAGGUGAUAUGCUUUAAUAACUUCCACGCACAGGAUGGACAGUCCGCAGCAGUAAGUCACAUUCUAAUCGUCUCCAUUCGUACCACAGUGGGCUUUCUACUGCCUUUCUCCGCUAUAUGUGUAACCAGCCUUCUUCUGACUAGGAAGGUGACGCAAUCUCAAGGCUCAGUUCGGCUCUCCAACUUCACUAAAACGGUCUCUGCAAUGGUUCUGGCCUUUUUUUUAUGCUGGGCCCCUUUCCACAUAUUUAGCCUGAUGGAGCUAUCCAUACAUUCCUCGCUGUAUCUACACAACGUUCUGAAAAUGGGGUUUCCUCUGGCCACCAGCUUGGGCUUUUUCAAUAGCUGCAUUAACCCGCUGCUUUAUAUGCUUCUGGGGAAAAAGGUCCGCCACAUUCUGAAACGCGCAUGCCUGGACAUAACUAAAAGCUCGCUCAGAGAACUCAGCCAGUCUGUCUCAGGGACUGAAAUGGAGUCUCUGCCUGGGGUACCUCAAGACCAGGACAGUGCACCAGAGGAACCUGUGGCGUCAUCCACUCUGUGAUUGCAGUUGUGUACAGAAACGUCAUAAUCACCUCCCAUACAUUAGCAUUCCAUCUCGGUUAGGUGUUUACCUGCUCUUUGUAAUUUGGACAAAUUGAUGUCUUCAACCGAUUAUUACAUCACAAUGGUGACGCCUGGAUGAAGCACAGGAAGGAGUAUUAAGGCCAAAACACAAAAGUAACACUUUUCAAACUCAAUAAAAUAGUUUCAUAUUGAACAGACGCAAAUGUUUGCACAGUCGCAAUACAUUGCACAUAAUGCAGGUACUGGCAGAAAAGGCAAGAUCGCACGUAGAAAUUAAUUUUCUCUGCAGGGUAGCAGGGCUCCCCCUAGAGAUAAGGUCAAUAGAACCGCUGCAGAAAAGGACAAUAUACUGCAAUACUCUACAACAGGGGUUUCAAACUCAAUUUACCUGGGGGCCACUGGAGCUUGGGUCUGGGCAAGGCUGGGCCGCAUCAGGUUCCCCCCCCCAAAAAAACGCAUUUAUUAAAAACAGAAAAAUAUACAAAUUUUUUCAGUGCUUUGGUGCCGAUUUUCUACAAUAAAAGCUCUGAUAAAACAUUCCACUGUUCUCAAAUAUCUUAAUUUUUAUUUUUCUGCACAAAAUAAGAUGACAAAUAAAUAAAUCAAGAAUAAAGAAAAUUAAUCAAUCAGUAAUAAAUAAAUAUAAUAAUAAUAAUAAAACGGCAAAUAAUAAAAACGUAAGAAACCACAUAUAGUUGGUAGGUAGACAAAUUUUUUCAGAUUAAAAUGAACAAAGCAUUAUUAGAGCCCUGUAGACAUGACAAAACACGACUAUAGUCACAUUUAUACUUUUUUUUAAUUUACAACAUAUUGCGCAACUGCAGGGUCUUGAGACACAUGCUAACUCGCAAACUAGAGACCUAAACGGUAGCCUUCAAGUUAUUUCCUUUAAACUUAAAUAGCCAAAAACGUACCACUUCCACACGGAUAUGGAGGAUAACUAUUAACAGUUAUUUAACCUUUAACAUGAACAUUAAUCAAGCGUAAUAAUUUUUUCUGGGUACAUGAUACCAUACAGCAUCCAUAUCAAACUUGCGCGGGCCGCACUAACAUUAAACUUUCAUAUCAAGGCGGGGGCCUCAAACUAGUGUCCUGCGGGCCACAUUUGGCCCGCGGGCCGCCUGUUUGAGACCCCUGCUUUACACUGACUAAGCUAUAGCUCAAGUAUUAUUUAGUUUGUCUCUUGACAAGCUAUAGUAAAAUAUUUAUAGAAAUGUGACUGGCAUACAAAAUCUCUGGGAUAGUAAAAUAAAAUAGAGCAAUGUAAACUUUCACUUUCAUUAAAAGUUCUGGUUUGACAUUAUUUGCAACAACCAUGAAGGGAUUUUUUAAAAUUUGUUUUGCUUUUAAAAGAGAAGUAGGUGUGCUACAAUUAUGUUAAUAGCGGUAAUAUUCCACACUAUUUGUUUCAAAAUGUAUACUGGCUGCUAGAGUAGACUUUAAUUAUUUGUAGAAAUCUUACAUGUGUAUUCCAUUUAAUAUAUUCCAACAAAAAUGCACUUAAUAAAUGUGCUCUACUGUACAAUGUUUGGAUGUUUUUCUAACAGUAUUAAGUGGGUUACAUCAUUAAAGCUGUGAACCUUGGUGUAUAAAAUGAUCCUUUCUCGGGCCUGGUGGUGAGUUAGACAGGACGGUGACAUAAGUCCAGAUGUGCAUCUAUUUUUUUUUCCCCCUGCAGGGCUUGAUUACACAUUCAGCCACUUCCUGUUAUGUCUCACUGUUGAACUCUGACUUAAAAUGUUGACAUGGCAUUCCCACACUGUGUCGCUUCACUUCUUCCUAAAAACAGUGGCUGGAAUUGUCAACAGCUUCAAUUUUAUGUGUAACAUCCGCAAAACAUGACUUUAUUUUCAUAAAUUGAGAACUUUGUUUGUAAUAUUAUGACUGUAUUCUCCUCACUUUAUCAUCACUUUUCCGCAAUAAA
Doryrhamphus excisus (bluestripe pipefish) is the source of this 3336-nucleotide messenger RNA. It is a transcript of the gene cmklr2, whose product is annotated as chemerin chemokine-like receptor 2. Gene Ontology annotation, biological process: inflammatory response; positive regulation of cytosolic calcium ion concentration; complement receptor mediated signaling pathway. The record is from RefSeq and is a predicted model, not a curated record. Gene Ontology annotation, cellular component: plasma membrane. Gene Ontology annotation, molecular function: complement receptor activity; G protein-coupled receptor activity. NCBI's taxonomy places the organism in Eukaryota, Metazoa, Chordata, Actinopteri, Syngnathiformes, Syngnathidae.